GUUGCUUUCAGCUGCUUUGCGGGAAACAGGAAACACUCACAUACACUCACACUCACAUACACAUCCACCCACACACGCCAUUGGAGAGAGAGAGACAGAGAGAGAGAGAGAGAGAGGAAGAUAGAGAAGGAGGAUCUUUGAAGCAUCUGAUAUUCCAUUCGUCCGGUGCGCCACCACGUCUAAUUAUUCUAUUCAAAGCCGUCGUCGCCCUUCAACAACCCCAAACCCCGUUUACCCCCCCACCCGCCGUCCGUCAUCAUCCCAUUUCCGGCCCGGGAAACUCCACAAUCUACAUUGGUCUUCAUUUCCAUCUCUUCAUCACUCAUCUUGAUCCUCAGACAUGGUUACCGUGGCCAAGAACGCGGCACGCGGCGCCACCAGCGCGCCGCGCCAGACGCUCACCGUCGUGGACAACCGCACCGGCAGCUCGUACGAGCUGCCCAUCAAGAACAACUCGGUCCUGGCGACGGACAUCAAGAAGAUCAAGGCGGCGCGCGGCAAUGACCGUCCCGAGGAUGAGACGGACCAGGGCCUCCGCGUCUACGACCCGGCCUACAUGAACACGGCCGUCGUCCAGAGCAACAUCACCUACAUCAACGGCCUGGAGGGCAUCCUCCGCUACCGCGGCUACCCCAUCCAGCAGCUCGUCGACAAGUCUCACUUCCUCGAGUCGGCCUUCCUGCUCAUCUACGGCGAGCUGCCCACAUCGUCCCAGUACAGCCGCUGGCAGGACGAGAUCAUGCACCACACCUACAUCCACAGCGACAUUGAGGGCAUGUUCAAAUCGUUCCGCUACGAUACCCACCCCAUGGCCAUGCUGCAGGCCUCCUUCUCCUCGCUCGGCGCCUUCGCCCCGGAGUCGAACCCGAGUCUGCAGGGUCAGAAGCUGUACACCGACGCCGCCUCGGGUGACAUGCACGCCCUCAAGAUGCUCGACAAGCAGAUCCUCCGCAUCAUUGGUAAGGCGCCCACGCUGGCCGCCGCCUCGUACCGCAUGCGCCAGGGCCGGCCCUUCAACCGCCCCGCCCAAGGGCUCAGCUACACGGGCAACUUCCUGUACCUGCUCGACCACCUGAGCGGGCACGAGUACCAGCCUCACCCGGUGCUGGAGCGCGCCCUCGACGCCCUCUUCAUCAUCCACGCCGACCACGAGGUCAACUGCUCGACGGCGACGGUGCUGCAGGUCGGCUCGAGCCUCGUCGACCCCUACAGCGUCGUCUCGGCCGGCUGCGCCGCGCUGUACGGCCCCAGCCACGGCGGCGCUAGCGAGAGCGCCAUCCGCAUGCUCAUGGAGAUUGGCAGCCCCGAGAACGUGCCGGCCUUCAUGCAGAAGGUCGAGAAGCGGGAGCGCGUGCUCGUCGGCUUCGGCCACCGCGUCUACAAGAACGUCGACCCGCGCUCGACCGCCAUCCGCAAGCUUGCCGAGGAGGUCUUCGCCGUCACGGGCCGGAACCAGCUCCUCGACACGGCGCUCGAGCUGGCCAGGUACGCGCGCGAGAGCGAGUUCAUGACGAAGCGCAACCUGUACCCCAACGUCGACUUCUACUCGGGCCUCAUAUACCAGGCCAUGGGCUUCCCGCUCGACUUCUACCCCGUCCUGUUCGCCGUCCCCCGCUGCGUCGGCUGGCUGGCCCACUGGAGGCAGCAGAUGCUGCAGAAGGGCGGCGUCAAGAUCUGGCGGCCCCGCCAGCUGUACGUCGGCGAGGGCGAGCGCGAGUACGUCGAGGCCGGCCAGAGGCGGGAGAAGCGCGACAAGUCGCUGUUCGACGAGCCCGUGCAGGUCAGCCACGGCGGCGACAGCAAGAGGAACGAGCUCGCCACGUACAAGGACGAGAUGGGCAACGCCUGGAGGGGCCGUUCCAAGCUUUGAGUGUAGUAUUACUGUCUGUUUGUCUGUUCGCCUGUCUGUCUUUCGGCC
Messenger RNA from Colletotrichum destructivum, 1918 nucleotides. RefSeq names its product Putative citrate synthase. Bases 341 to 1870 code for a protein of 509 amino acids. The transcript has a single exon. Lineage: Eukaryota; Fungi; Ascomycota; Sordariomycetes; Glomerellales; Glomerellaceae. Gene Ontology annotation, molecular function: acyltransferase activity, acyl groups converted into alkyl on transfer. The record is from RefSeq and is a predicted model, not a curated record. Gene Ontology annotation, biological process: tricarboxylic acid cycle.